AUGGUGCAGCAGCUGCCUCCCGACUAUUCAAACUGGACAAAAGAUGAUUUAAUCAAGAGAAUUCAGAGUUUAGAGUCCUGUCUGAUUCCAUCUGAUACAAAAUAUAAUGUUGCAUCUGAAGAUCUGACUCAAUCAAAUGGCAGCGUACAAAAAUCCUCACUCAGUCCGUCAGCUGAGUCUUCAACUAAUCUACCUCCUGCUACUUCCUCUCCCUCUAUCAUUGCAUCUUCAUCCACCUCUAAUGAAUCCCCUAAAGCACCUAAACAGAAAAAGAAGAAAGAAAUGGAUUUCUCCAAAUUCACUACUAGAAAAGUCGCUAUUCGAUUUGCAUAUCUCGGUUGGAACUACAACGGAUUGGCUAUCCAAGCUACUCCAGACGUCCCCACUGUAGAACUGGAAAUUCUUAAAGCUUUCCAGAGAACACGAAUUGUGCCUUCUUUGGACACGGCAGACUGUGAUUUCAGUCGAUGUGGAAGAACUGAUAAAGGUGUUAGUGCAAUGCGACAGGUUAUAUCACUACGAGUGAGAUCUGUUCUGUCAGUCGAAGAACAGCAAGACCCUGCUAAUGACUCUAGAGAGCUUGAUUAUCUUCGAAUGCUAAAUAGCCAUCUCCCUAAUGAUAUCAUAGCAUACGAGAUAUGUUUACGUCCUCCUCCUGGUUUUGAUGCCAGAUUCAGUUGCACUUAUCGUCACUAUCGAUAUUACUUCUAUCCUCGACCAGAUCUCAAUAUUGAUAGAAUGCAAGAAGCCGCCAAACUAUUCCUUGGCAAGCAUGACUUUAGAAACUUUUGUAAAGUAGAUGCAUCGAAACAAAUUACCAAUUUUGAGAGAGAAAUGAUUCAGUCGUCUAUCGAACGAGAUGUCAACAACCAUGAGAAUGCGUACUACUUCAAUUUACGGGGUACAGCUUUUCUCUGGCACCAGGUCCGAUCUAUGAUGGCUGUUUUGUUCUUAGUUGGCCAAGGAUUAGAAGCUCCUUCCAUUGUGUCAGAUCUUUUGGACAUUACUAAGAUGCCUCGCCGUCCCGUAUAUGAGAUGGCAGCUGACUAUCCAUUAGUUCUUUAUGAUUGUGGAUUCCCCAACAAUAUGGAAUGGGUAUCACUCAAAAGCCAAGAGUCUCUCGAAAACCUGUACAACUCAGCAUUCAACUUGAAGCACGAGUACUGGAUGAAAUCAUGUAUGGCAGAAACUCUACGAGAUAUCGUCCAUACCGACGCAUUUGGCCCAGCUAUCUCUGAGUACCGGCAGCAGAAAAAGACCCGUGUAAAUACUGGCCAGGGCUAUGGCAAGCCCAUUACCAACUACCGCCCUGUUCACAAGCGUGAGCUUCUUGAAACUCCUGAGGUAGUCAAUGCUCGCUGGCGUGAAAAGAAAAAGAAACAGACUUGA
Molecule: messenger RNA, 1389 nt
Organism: Sugiyamaella lignohabitans
Lineage: Eukaryota; Fungi; Ascomycota; Dipodascomycetes; Dipodascales; Trichomonascaceae
Gene: DEG1
Product: pseudouridine synthase DEG1
Exons: 1
Coding region: 1-1389 (462 amino acids)
Biological process (GO): mRNA pseudouridine synthesis; tRNA pseudouridine synthesis
Cellular component (GO): nucleus; cytoplasm
Molecular function (GO): pseudouridine synthase activity; RNA binding
Source: RefSeq, a predicted model, not a curated record